Messenger RNA from Cuculus canorus (common cuckoo), 606 nucleotides. Its product is annotated as cytochrome c oxidase subunit 6A, mitochondrial. The coding region runs from base 83 to 376 and encodes 97 amino acids. The transcript has 3 exons. Lineage: Eukaryota; Metazoa; Chordata; Aves; Cuculiformes; Cuculidae. The record is from RefSeq and is a predicted model, not a curated record. Gene Ontology annotation, biological process: mitochondrial electron transport, cytochrome c to oxygen. Gene Ontology annotation, cellular component: mitochondrial inner membrane. Gene Ontology annotation, molecular function: enzyme regulator activity.
GCUAUAAUUAACACCCACGUGAUGAGCAGAGAGUGGGGGGGGGGUCACCUCCGUAGGGGUCACUCGUCCUUCGGCCGCUGCCAUGAGCACUUGGGGGGCUGCCCCACGGCGAGGCCUCGCCGCCGCUGCCGGGGCCCACGGCGCGGGAGGAGGGCGGACGUGGCGGACGCUGUCGUUCGUGGUGGCUCUGCCGGGGGUGGCGGUUUGCAUGGCCAACGUGGGGCUCCAGCAGCGCAAACACCAACACGGGGCCCCCCCCUUCGUGCCGUACCACCACCUGCGCAUCCGCACCAAGCCGUUCCCGUGGGGUGAUGGGAACCACACUCUGUUCCACAACCCCCGGAUGAACCCUCUCCCCACGGGCUACGAGCACUGACGGGAGCGGCUCCGCUGCCCCACGGCGGCCUACGGCUGCCCCACAGCCACCAGAUCCUGCCCCACGGCCGAUGGAUUCUGCCCCACGGCGGACGGAUUCUGCCCCACGGUGACCGGAUCCUGAGCAUUGCGCCGACGGCUGCCCCAUAGCGGGCUGGGUCUGCCCCACAGCGGGCUGAUCCUGCCCCACGGCGGCCUACGGCUGACCCACAACAGGCUGAUUCUGACCCA